AUUAGUGAUCAGUUGCUGAUAGACACGUAAGCCAAAGAGCGAAAGCUUCUUACAUUCCGUCCAAAACCAUUUGAAGCACUUAAACCAUUUGCAAAUAAAGCUAGUUUGACGUUCGCACUUGCAUUGGAUAGGUAUUAAAUAACGUAUUGAUUAGCGGUAGUUUUGACAAGCUUUGUUACACUACGAGAUCCUACUCAAAACUAGCAAAAUGCCGUUUAUGCAAAGGAGAGUGUACAAAAUGGACAAAAUGCAGAAGGCAGAGGAAAGAAUCAAGUCUAAUCCCUGGGAUAUCGAGGCAUGGAGUGUUUUGUUGCGUGAUGCUCAAAGUAAAAAGAUUGAUGAUGCAAGGGAAGUUUUUGAACGUAUUGUUACACAGUUCCCGGUAGCUGGUCAGUAUUGGAAGAUUUAUAUUAAUCAAGAGAUGAAAGCCAAAAAUUAUGAAAGGGUCGAAAAAUUAUUUCAGCGUUGUCUAGUUAAGAUACUAAACAUUGACUUAUGGAAAAUAUACUUGCAGUAUAUUAAGGAAACUAAAGGAAAGCAUCAAUCUUUUAAGGAGAAAAUGGCACAAGCUUACGAUUUUACCCUGGAUAAAAUGGGCUUAGAUCUUAAUUCUUAUUCAAUAUGGGCAGACUACAUAUCCUUUCUUCGUUCAACUCAAGUUCAAGGUUCAUAUGCAGAAAGUCAAAAAAUAACUGCAACUAGACGUGUGUACCAACGUGCAAUUGUUACUCCUAUGCUUGGUAUCGAAACUAUUUGGCGUGAUUAUUGCAUGUAUGAAAACUCAAUUAAUCCUCUUAUCGCGAAAAAGUUUACCGAGGAACGUAGUCGGGACUAUAUGAACGCACGUCGUGUAGCUAAAGAAUAUGAAGUUAUUACAAAAGGACUGUCCAGGACUAUGCCGUCAGUGCCACCCCAAAAUACACCGUAUGAAGCUAAACAGGUCGAACUAUGGAAGAAGUAUAUUCAAUGGGAAAAAGAUAAUCCAUUGAAAACAGAAGAUAUCAUCACAGUCACAAAAAGAGUAAUGUUUGCCUAUGAACAAUGUCUUUUAUGUCUUGGACAUCAUCCAGAUAUAUGGUAUGAAGCUGCUAGCUACUUGGAUCAUGCAAGCAAAAUUUUGGUUGAAAAGGGAGAUCAAACAACAGCUAGACAAUUUGCCAACGAUACAGCUGCAAUGUAUGAACGAGCUAUUGCUUUACUCAAAACAAAUAUGAUGUUAUAUUUUGCUUAUGCCGAUUAUGAAGAAGGUCGAUGUAAGUACGCAAAAGUUCAUUCUAUCUACAAGAAGUUAGUUUCAUUGGAGAAUAUUGAUCCGACACUACCUUAUAUACAAUAUAUGCGAUUCGCCAGGAGAGCUGAAGGCAUAAUGUCUGCUAGAUAUGUGUUUAAACUAGCUCGUGAUGAUUCACGCAUUACUUAUCAUGUUUACUGUAGUGCUGCAUUAAUGGAAUAUUUCUGUAGUAAAGAUAAAACUAUUGGACAUAAAAUAUUUGAGUUAGGCAUGAAACGUUUCGGUGGUAUUGCGGAAUAUGUAUUGUGCUAUGUUGAUUUUAUGGCACAUUUAAAUGAGGAUAAUAAUAUACGAGUGUUAUUUGAACGAGCUUUAGGAUCAAAUCAAAUUACACAAGAACGUGCACGUCUUAUAUGGGCUAGAUUUUUACAAUUUGAAUCACAGGUUGGUGAUUUGGCUAGUAUUCUAAAAGUGGAAAAACGACGUUUACAAGCAUUGGAUAGUUCGAAAGAAUUUUCAAGAUUAGAAACCGCACUUCUGAUUGAUAGAUAUCGUUUCCUAGACUUAUUACCAUGUACAGAUUCAGAGCUUAGAUCUUUGGGUUAUCGAGAACUGACUCGCUUUCAGCUGGCUGGAAUUGGCAAAGGGUAUGAUGAUAUAUUGUGCGGUGUGAUCUCUUCCCAUGGAGCUGCUGGGGUCUCUUUAGGAUCCACACUAUCUGGUGUCUCUGGUGGUAGUGCAGGCGUAGUCGGUGAUGCUCUUGGUUCAACAAUCAAUGGAACUGACCCAAGGCCAACUUAUCCGCAGCCUGAUGUCAGUCAGAUGUUGCCAUUUAAACCGAAAGCUUAUCCACGUACUGGGAGUCACCCAGUAGCUGGUGGUGAAUUCCCACCACCACCGGCUGCUUCCUCUUUACUGAAACUAAUUCCACCGCCACAAUGUUUUCACGGUCCAUUUGUUGAUGUAGAUAAAUUUUUGGAACAUUUCCUAGAAUUGGAAAUCCCUGAUGAUUAUAUGGAAGUUGUUGCAGGUGAAUCUGAAGAAUUAGCUACAAGUAUUGACUCUGGUACAGCUUUAUCCAUUGAAUUGGCUAGUACAGCGACUUCCGCUGCCCCACUUUUAUUGGCUGCUCGUAAACGUCGACAGCAAAUAGCUUUAGAUAGUUUAGCUGGACAUGGUAACCGUGCUUCUGUGGCUAAUCAAUCUAAAUUGCGUAAACGAACAAAUCUAAAUGCCUUUGGCGACUCUGAAGAUGAAGAAGAAGAGGAUGAUGACGAUGAUGAUGAUGAAGAUGAACGUGCAGCUGCCUUAUUAGGGGGUCAGAUUCUUGGCUCUGGGUCAGAGUUAAGAAAUCCUUUGUCGGCUGCUACUCUCGGCUGUAAUGUACCUAUGGAUUUAUAUAGGUUACGGCAAAUGCAAAGAGCUAAGUAACGUAUUUUUAACGUUUUCCUCCUUUGAGGGGAUUCCAUUUGUAUAAAGUUUGUAUUCCCUUUAAAAUAUUGAUAAGUUUUUGUAAUUUGAUCAAUAAAUGUUUCUUUAUUUAGUUUCACUUUUGCUGGUUGUGUGGUUCAGCUACAUUUCCUGUUCAAAUAGACUUACAUUAAUUUACUGUGUGAAAUCAUUGUAUCGAAGACGAAAAUGAUCUUAUUAUCUUUAUUGAUAAAGUUCACAGAAAGUAUGAUUGUUUUAAGUUUCAUGGCAGUCUAAUUGUUUCCAUUCCGUAUACAGGACUAACCUGUUAAGUAAACGAACCGAAUAAGAGUGUAAAGUAGCUCAGUUAUGUUGCAACAGAUAGAAGCUGAUACAAG
Molecule: messenger RNA, 3039 nt
Organism: Schistosoma haematobium
Lineage: Eukaryota; Metazoa; Platyhelminthes; Trematoda; Strigeidida; Schistosomatidae
Gene: CSTF3
Product: Cleavage stimulation factor subunit 3
Exons: 12
Coding region: 209-2662 (817 amino acids)
Biological process (GO): mRNA 3'-end processing
Cellular component (GO): nucleus
Molecular function (GO): mRNA binding; protein binding
Source: RefSeq, a predicted model, not a curated record